AUGCACAAUAUCAAUGAUAGAGUGGUGUUGAAUGGUGUGGAAGGAACUAUUAAAUAUAUAGGUCCGACCCAAUUCCAGCCAGGUGAGUGGAUUGGAGUUGAGCUUGACCAACCUGCUGGAAAGAAUGAUGGUUCUGUUGCUGGCGUGAGAUAUUUUCAGGCACAAGAUAAACAUGGUGUCUUUGUUCGUCCUGCAAUGUUGCAGUCGCCCAACUCGAGUGACAUUCGCCUGAAGGUAAUCAUUAGAUCCCUAGAAGACAAGUUGUUGAAACUACGGUCGGAUAUGAGCGAUCUUAUGGCUCAAUUGGAAUUAUCAAAAAGUACUGUGGUUUCCUUAGAGGAAUCAUUGGAGCGAGAGAUCAUGGAAAAAAUGACACUUUCUGACCGGCUAGCUGCCUUGCAAGACAAGACAAACGAGAUCUCAGUCAACUCAGUGAGGCGUGGAGAUGUUGACAGCGGCCAAAUAGAGCAUUAUGUCAAGGAACUCGCCAAGCUAAAAGAAUCCAACGACCAGCUUCAAAGCAAAGUAUUGUCUCUAGCUGACGCGGAGGUAAUUAUUGACUCGCUAACAGUUCAGAACGCUGACUUGACAGACGAACUCUCAAAAUGUAAGGUUGCGAUAAAAGAGCUGGAAAGCCUUUUGGAACUUGAUAAAGAUCUGGAGCAAAGCCAUUUAGAGAUAGGAAAUGAAUUGCGGGCUGAAAUAAAGCAGGCAUAUGAAAAGUUGGAGCAAGAACAAGCUCACGUCAAAACUCUUGAGACGAAAGUUGCAAAACUUAAUCAGCUACUUCAGCAGAAGCAUUCGCAACCAGAAAAAUCAGGUGUUUCAAGCGAAUCGACCGAAAAGCUUCUUUCUCAAUUGAAGCACCACGACUCUCAAAUAUUGCAACUAAAACAUCAGUUGGAAAUACAGCAGGUCUUACAUAAAGCAGAGCACUUGGCUUUGGAAGAGUAUUCGAAUCUCCUUUCAAGAUCUGAAGGAGGCUCAGAAAACCUACAGCAGAUGGCCCAGCUUGUGAGAUUUAAAGUUUUGUGCCACCAGUUCGAAGAUUACAAUAUUAGUCAACUAGGACAGGUUGCAAGUAUUGAUGAUUAUUUCCACCAAUCACAAUGUCUUCGAGACGCCUUCUCAUUAGGCCGUCUUGCCUUAGAAGCUGGUUGUAUAAUAAAAACUUGCGAAUAUCACAGAGAGGUGCCAUCUGCUCUUGUGAAACAAGUUUCUGGACUUUUGGAAAGAUUUGAUAAAAUGCUUGAAGCACACGAGUAUCACGAAGAUCUCAUAUUUCCAUUUGAAGGUCCUGUGAAGAACAGGGAGGAGGUCCUCAAGCAAAUGCUGCUGGCUGUCCAUAAACUUGAAUAUUGUCUUCUUUUGAGUGGUCUACUACAGGACGGAUUAUCAUUGAACGGAACAAGGUAUGGUUUUAGCGCCGUGAAAGCUGCUAUUGAGGAUUUGAUGGGGCAGCUCGAUGGUCAUAUUCGUGCACUCGAAACCCUGGAGAAAAAUGGGCAAGGGCUGAUGAAUGGGCCUAACAUUCGAUUUGAAAGUAUAGACGAUCUCUUUGCUGCUCUUUGCGAUCUAGAUGAAAGAAUAAGGGCUGGGGAGCAGAUCACUCUGUUUGGAGAGCCGAUUAGAAUAUCCCCAACUAGGCUAACCCUCCCUGAAUUUGAAAUUGUCGAAAUUCCAGCAUCCACAAGUUGGUUCAUCGGACACAGAGAGGUCCAAGAUGAUACAGCGAGCGAAAAACAAGCUCAGAUUAUUGAAGAACUUCAAAUGAAGAUCUCUGUUCUUCAAGCAAAGUUGAGCAAGCACCAAACAGAGGAAUUGCAAUUGAUACAGCUAUCUAAGUCUUUUGAAGAAUUACAGUUAGAGAAUCAAAAACUAAACAAAGAGUACAUGGGAGCACAGGAAAAGUACAAAACAAUUUUGAAACAGCUUGAUGAAACAACCAAGAAGCUGCAACUCUACGGGGAUGAUAAAACUCGUGGAGUGUACGAAGAGUUUAUGCGACUAGAUAAAAUGCAACUCAUAAAUGAAAUUUCAAGUCUGAGGACGCUGGUAACCAAGCUUGAUACUUCCAGGACUAUCCAAAACCGUGACCUACAGUUUGCCUGUGACCUUUUACCUGACCUUAGUCCAAUUAAGUGGGAUCUUGGUACCAAUAUCGAGGAGAUGGUGAGCGCUGAUGAGCUAUCUGCCAACAUUAAGCACUUUCAGAUCCCAAAAAUCACAGAAAAUAACUCAAAUGCAUUAAAUGGCUACACCAAAAUGCUCAACAUCUUGAUGGGAUGA
Molecule: messenger RNA, 2289 nt
Organism: Ogataea parapolymorpha DL-1
Lineage: Eukaryota; Fungi; Ascomycota; Pichiomycetes; Pichiales; Pichiaceae
Product: CAP-Gly domain-containing linker protein 1
Exons: 1
Coding region: 1-2289 (762 amino acids)
Source: RefSeq, a predicted model, not a curated record